This is a messenger RNA of Gastrolobium bilobum, 1494 nucleotides long. Its product is annotated as glucan endo-1,3-beta-glucosidase 8-like. Gene Ontology annotation, molecular function: hydrolase activity, hydrolyzing O-glycosyl compounds. Bases 1 to 1494 code for a protein of 497 amino acids. The record is from RefSeq and is a predicted model, not a curated record. Lineage: Eukaryota; Viridiplantae; Streptophyta; Magnoliopsida; Fabales; Fabaceae. Gene Ontology annotation, biological process: carbohydrate metabolic process. Gene Ontology annotation, cellular component: plasma membrane. The transcript is spliced from 3 exons.
AUGGCACAAGAAAAGGCUUCAAACUGUGGGCACAUAGUGGCAUUCCUCAUUGUCUUCUUAACUGUGGUCUCGAGUGGCUCUGCGUGGAUUGGUGUGAAUUGGGGAACCAUGGCAUCCCACCAGCUUCCACCUGAGAAGGUGGUUAAGAUGCUUAAGGAAAAUAGGUUCCGCAAAUUGAAGCUGUUUGAUGCAGAUGAGUGGAUUAUGGCAACUCUUAUGGGAACUGAUAUCGAGGUCAUGCUUGCAAUACCCAAUAACAUGUUGGACAAAAUGAGUAACAGUCCCAAAGCUGCAGAUUCUUGGGUUUAUGAAAAUGUCACCAGUUACUUGUUCUCUGGUGGUGUCAAUAUCAAGUAUGUUGCCGUGGGUAAUGAACCUUUUCUUAAAGCAUACAAUGGCAGCUAUCUAAAGAAAACUUUGCCAGCUCUUAAGAAUAUACAAGCAUCACUGAAUAAUGCUGGGCUAGAAUCAAAGGUCAAAGUAACUGUUCCAUUCAAUGCUGAUAUUUACUAUUCACCAGACUCAAAUCCAGUGCCAUCAGCUGGUGACUUCAGGCCUGAAGUACGAGACCUCACUAUUGAAAUAAUAGAAUUCUUAUAUUCAAACAAUGCACCUUUUACAGUUAAUAUCUACCCUUUCCUUAGUCUAUACGGAAAUGAUAAUUUUCCCUUUGAUUUUGCAUUUUUUGAUGGAAAUAACAAGCCUCUUAGAGAUGGUAAUGCACUUUACACCAAUGUUUUUGAUGCAAAUCUUGAUACUCUUCUGUGGGCUGUAGACAAGGCAGGGUAUCCUGACUUGCAGGUUAUAGUGGGUGAAGUUGGGUGGCCUACUGAUGGUGACAAGAAUGCUAAUGUCCAGAAUGCAAAGAGGUUCGACCUGGGUUUGAUUAAGCAUGUUCUGAGUGGCAAUGGUACCCCUAAAAGGAAAGGCAUAAUUGACUUGUAUCUAUUCAGCCUCAUUGAUGAGAAUGCUAAAAGUGUUGCCCCUGGGAACUUUGAGAGGCAUUGGGGGGUUUUUGAGUUUGAUGGAAAACCAAAGUAUGAAUUAGACUUAACUGGUAAACAUAAGGGAAAGGGCCUGGUCCCUGUGGAAGGUAUAAAGUACCAAGAAAAGAAGUGGUGUAUUUUAGAUCCAGAUGUUACUAACUUGGAUGAUUUGGCUGACAGUAUUGACUAUGCUUGUAGCCUAUCUGAUUGUACUGCCCUUGGCUAUGGCUCUACCUGUAAUAAUCUAAGUCUCCAAGGGAAUGCAUCUUAUGCAUUCAAUAUGUAUUAUCAAGUAAAUGACCAGAGGGAUUGGGACUGUGAUUUCUCUGGUUUGGCUAUCAUAACACAUGAGGAUCCAUCAGAAAAGGGUUGUCAAUUCCCUGUGAUGAUUGCUCAUGGUUCUUCUUUGCUACUACAUGGAGGGCUUUCUUACAUCCUAAAGAAAGCUUUAGAGCGUUUGGAGCAUCCUGGGACUCCAACUAGACAGUUUUGGGCACUUUCCUCUUGA